AUGCUUAUACCCUUCCAUUCCUUAAUAAGGCUUUUUCUAGGUAUUUCUCUAAUAUCAUCAGUUUUGGCAGCAGAAGAAUCAACACAAAAUGAAUCAUCAUCUCGUCAUACAAACAAUUGGGCAGUUUUGGUGUCAACUUCAAGAUUUUGGUUUAAUUAUAGACAUAUGGCAAAUGUGUUGAGUAUGUACAGAACCGUGAAGAGAUUAGGUAUACCGGAUUCACAAAUCAUCUUGAUGUUGAGUGAUGAUGUUGCUUGUAAUCCACGUAACUUAUUUCCAGGUUCUGUUUAUAAUAAUAUGGAUAGAGCUAUUGAUUUAUAUGGUGAAAGUAUUGAAGUUGAUUAUAGAGGUUAUGAAGUCACAGUGGAAAAUUUCAUAAGAUUAUUAACAGAUAGAUGGAGUCCAGAUCAUCCACGUUCUAAAAGAUUAUUGACAGAUGAGAACUCAAAUAUUUUUAUCUAUAUGACUGGUCAUGGUGGUAAUGAAUUUUUGAAAUUUCAAGAUGCUGAAGAAAUUAGUGCAUGGGAUAUUGCUGAUGCUUUUGAACAAAUGCAUGAAAAAAAGAGAUAUAAUGAAAUCUUCUUUAUGAUUGAUACAUGUCAAGCAAAUACCAUGUAUACCAAGUUUUAUUCACCAAAUAUUUUAGCGUGUGGUUCUUCAGAAUUGGAUGAAUCUUCAUAUUCUCAUCAUAGUGAUGUUGAAAUUGGUGUUGCUGUCAUUGACAGAUUCACCUAUUUCAAUUUGGAAUUUGCAGAAAAGAUUGAUAAGAAUUCUACAUUAACUUUACAAGAUCUAUUUGAUUAUUAUUCAUUAGAAAAAAUUCACUCACAUGCUGGUGUUAGAACUGACUUAUUCAAACGAGAUCCAAAAGACGUUUUAAUUACCGAUUUCUUGGGUAAUGUUCAAAGUGUUAUGAAUUAG
Molecule: messenger RNA, 921 nt
Organism: Hansenula anomala
Lineage: Eukaryota; Fungi; Ascomycota; Saccharomycetes; Phaffomycetales; Wickerhamomycetaceae
Gene: GPI8
Product: GPI-anchor transamidase
Exons: 2
Coding region: 1-921 (306 amino acids)
Biological process (GO): protein localization to cell surface; attachment of GPI anchor to protein; proteolysis
Cellular component (GO): GPI-anchor transamidase complex
Molecular function (GO): GPI-anchor transamidase activity
Source: RefSeq, a predicted model, not a curated record